AUGUCCGAAUCACAAAUCCACCCACUGGACGGUUCUCAAUGGGAGGUCCUGAUGGACUUCCAUGACCGAUACAUUCAGCGUUUUGAGCGACGCAUCCGUCUGCUGCAAGAAUCAACAUUUUACACCGUGGGUUACUGGAAUCUGCGAGCACUCCCCCGAAUAGCAGUUAGCCUUGAAAACUUAUGCGACAUUCUCGGGUCAAUUGUACGCCGGGUGGAAGCUUUGCAAGAGCAGCUCACAGACAUACAGAUUGAAGAGCAGGAAGAUGCAGAAACUUUUCAGCGGGUGUGGGGAGACUGGAACCCAUGA
This is a messenger RNA of Penicillium concentricum, 309 nucleotides long. RefSeq lists its product as uncharacterized. The coding region runs from base 1 to 309 and encodes 102 amino acids. The record is from RefSeq and is a predicted model, not a curated record. Lineage: Eukaryota; Fungi; Ascomycota; Eurotiomycetes; Eurotiales; Aspergillaceae. The transcript has a single exon.